AUGUCCAUUACGCGUGAGUCUGGCCAAUUCGGCCGCGUGCUCGACCCAUUGGAUGAGGAAACGGAUAACUUCAUUCGAGAAAUCAGAGUGAAUGGAGAAAGAGAGGAACUUUCGAGCAAUUCCGAUGAAAUUAGAUUAUCCCCCGUGACCCUCAGCCUAUUUAAACUGAUGGAGGCGACGAACUACGCAUUGAGCGCGCUCGAGAUCGAGCACAUUGAAGUUCUUCCCGGGGGACUCGAUGCGCAGCAGGUUGGGUCGAUGAUAAGAGCCAGAGUGCAAUACUCGUGUCGUCGACGAUCCGUGGUACACUCUGAUGUGAAAUCAUUUGUCGGGCCAAAAUACACACAUGCCAAAUACAGUUGCUCCGGCUUCAAGAUGUGCCAUUAUAGGAACUCGCUACUUGGCUCAAUGACACAAUCCGUCGUCGACGGCGACCUAUUGAUACAGAAUGAAUCGAUGCUCAUUGGCAUGCCCGAAGGGACAAAAGAAGAUCGAGGUGAACGGACGACACUCAAUCCGAAUCCAGGUGUGAUCAUUGGUGUUUACAUUAGUCGCUUUAUUGGAGUCCUUUCCCCACGAUACUCUACCCAAAUCCGUGAAGAGUCUCUUUCGACUCUCCGCGCGAGAUUUGCCAAUCUUGACCCGAUCACUGCUUUGGACGAGAAAUGCUAUAUUCUUGAUUUUCCCUAUGCGUCAGCCGUGAACAGUGUCGCAUUCGCACGGCUAACAAGUGAAGAUGUGAAGGUGACCUCACUUUUCCCUGUUGUUUCCGUAGACGGCUCAGCUAAUCACUACGAUGCCUUGCCAGAUGUACUUUUUUUCGAAAUUGACAUCUCCUAUGAGGUCGUCGAGGACAAGGGCAUCGCCGAGGUGAGAUUUAUGAAUCACUGUCCUGAAAGGGAUACUGCAGCAUCUACUCGCGUGCGUGUCUUCACCUUACAAGAUACUUGCCGGGGUUAUCGCGUCCUUUUCGAGAGGGUGUUCGCUCUUAUCGAGGAGACAACCAAGCAACGUUCUCGCUUUCAAGCGAUCCACGGCGUUGGCAUCGCCGCGGUCGUCAUGGAUGCAUACGCCAAAUUGUAUUUCGGCUCUGUUGAGCAGUCCACCCUCCUGGGUGGCAUAGAGAGAUCCCUCAAAAUUGAUCGCCGAGAUUUCGAAGCGCAUCGAUCGCUCCAUGUCAGUCAAAGUUCUAGCAGACCGGCAGGUGAUCUGCUUCAGGCAGAAAAAAUCUGGCCUUGUCAACCAGCGGUUGAAUGCUUUGAAUUCGACGACGCUGGAUGCGACGACACUGAAUACGACGACACUGGAUGCGGCAACACUGAGUACGACGACACUGAAUUCGACUACGCUGAAUACGAGGAGACUCGCAAGGCGAGCCGCGAAGCUGCCGAAUUCGUUAAAUCCAUGAGACAAAUGAUUUCAUUUGGGCAUGACUUCCCUCAUUGCCCGCCGUCAGCUGUACACCCAGAUAACCGCGCCCAACCAAGGUCCCGAUCACAGUCCCCUCGUGCCUUCGCUGCUCCUAUCCGAGUCGGUCCUGAUGCUGCUGCCAAAUUAUCGCAGGACGCCGAGAAGGAAAAUGCCGAAGCGGAGCUCCUGGAAGCGCAACUUAGGCGGCUCAAGGCUGAAAAGGCUCUGGAAGACUUCCGAAAUGAGAACAGACGAGCACUUGGAGGUCCCAUGGGUCCCAACAAACGGGCUAGAUGCCCUUUGAGCUCUACCGGGACUUUUUGA
Messenger RNA from Penicillium diatomitis, 1734 nucleotides. RefSeq lists its product as uncharacterized. The record is from RefSeq and is a predicted model, not a curated record. Lineage: Eukaryota; Fungi; Ascomycota; Eurotiomycetes; Eurotiales; Aspergillaceae. The coding region runs from base 1 to 1734 and encodes 577 amino acids. The transcript is spliced from 9 exons.